This is a messenger RNA of Colletotrichum destructivum, 2616 nucleotides long. RefSeq names its product Putative FAD dependent oxidoreductase, FAD/NAD(P)-binding domain superfamily, MTOX family. Gene Ontology annotation, molecular function: sarcosine oxidase activity; flavin adenine dinucleotide binding. The record is from RefSeq and is a predicted model, not a curated record. The transcript is spliced from 8 exons. Bases 944 to 2374 code for a protein of 476 amino acids. NCBI's taxonomy places the organism in Eukaryota, Fungi, Ascomycota, Sordariomycetes, Glomerellales, Glomerellaceae.
CUGGAUUAAAGACACCAACACCCUUUUAGUGAUUACGACCAAGUUGCGUAUGACAAAACUUCCUAAAAGUUCAUUGUACUUGUUGAAGAUUGGGGGCGAGACACAACUACGCCUUAAAGGGCAACCGAAAUCACUGGUUGCGACGAAGGGCAUCUGCGUAACUGACUAUAAGACUUGUCAGCUAGAGAGGUCUAUCUCAAAGACGACAAAGCCAAAGCGGCUAUCGAUCGCGACGUGCAACCUAGCAUAAACAAUAUCACUAGCCGAAUCUGGAGCACUGGACUGACCAGCCGCAGCGUAUCACCAACAGGCGCAUUCGCAAGACACAGCACGACCAGAGCCCAAAUACAACGAAUUGACACUGCUGCCAGUCGCUACCAACACCUUGCCAACACCCUCUGCCCCAGCCUCUUCCAGGACCACUCGAAGAGCAGCACGAAUGUGGUUAAGACUCUGUAUCCAAAGCAAUUGGUACAGUGGUAGAUGGGGUUGGGAGAGUGGUGUUAUACCUUGCGGGGGAUACUCCGUUGCAUUGGUGACUACUCACGUCUCUGAGGGCUCGAGGAAGACUAUUUGCCACACGCCGUGCAGCCGGUUCAAUGCUAAGCAGCACCAAUUUUAGGCUUCACAACAAGAUUGUCUCUUCUGAUGACCUUUCGUAUAGCAAAUCGACGACACCCCUGAUGAGAAUCUAUUGGGGGUGCAUUUGAAGCUUCUGGCCCAUCAUCUUGGCCGGUAGGAUUCAGUGGAGACCAUCGUAAGUCGUCCGAUGUUCAAUGGCGUGCGAGCUUUGGCCGAUUAUCUCCGCACCUUGAUAAGCAUAGAUCAGCGAUCUCGGAAGCAUUAAACAGGUGACCGUCCCCGCCUCUAGGCUCUGACAGCUGCGGUCAGCCUCUUGGUAUUACUGUACCAGGACCAAACAGAAUCUGAACUCCAAGAUAUCAUGUCUGAGCCUAGGUCGGUUGCUAUUGUCGGUGCGGGCAUUUUCGGCCUCUCUCUGGCAGUUGCUCUCAGCAAAUGCCAAUAUCGUGUGACGGUAUUUGACAGAUAUCGCUACGACGAGACUAACUACGAGCCUGAUCUUGACGGCACAACUCAGGCGGCAUCCGUCGACCAUAACAAGAUUUUCCGAGCUUCCUACGGAACCAAGCUUCACUACCAGCGUCUCGCGCUUGAGAGCCGGGCUGCAUGGGAGAGGAUCAAUGAGCAACGCCGUCAAGACGACGGUGAUGCCGAUUCGGAUCUCUUCAACGGGUGCGGCAUGCUCCGGGUUCAACCCACCGCCGAUAUCGAUCCGCUCGAGCGCGAGACGUUGAGCAACUUUGAACGGGACGGUCUGAGAGACAGCCAGUUCGUCAAGAGCGACUCGGCUGACCGCGAGCGUGCUGCCGAGCGCGGCUGGGACGGCAAGCUUCUUGAGUUUGAGAUCCCGCAAGCUUCGCCGCCGCAGACAUACGAAGCCGUCCUUGACUCGCUUGCUGGGUUUACGAAGUGCAGUGAGGCGUGCGCCUACUUUUACCAGCUCGCCUUGCGUCAGGGUGUCACGUUCCACUUUGGUCCCGAACGAGGCGCCUUUGACAGUAUUAUCGAGGACAUCCCGUCCACACUGGGCCGCAAGAGGGCGGUCGGGCUGAAGACGAAGGACGGGGUUUCCCAUAACACCGAUGUCGUUGUCAUUGCUGCUGGGUCCUUCUCGACACAACUUUUACCGGAACUGUCCUACCACCUGGAGUCUUCGGCGGGCAGCGUGGUCACGUUCAAGGUCGACAAGAAGGAUUCGGUCCUGUGGGACAAGUACUCCCCCGAGCGCUUCCCGGUCAUCACUUGGAGGAGUGCCGCACGGAAUCCGAGCGGAAAAGACUCGGGCAGCGUCUACGUCCUCCCAAGGACCGCUGACGGCCUCAUAAAGAUUGGGUUUCGCGGUAUCAAGUUUACCAACUUCCAAUCCGCUCCUUCUGAGACGGGCUUCACGCAAGACGGGAAGUGGUCAAUUCCUCUGCCACCAGCCGAUUGCCGUGCUGUACCCGAACCAGCCAGAGAAGCCAUCAGGAGAUUUGUGUCGAUUUUCUUGCCGGAGUUUGCUGACGCAGACUUCAACUCGACUAAGCUGUGCUGGUACACCGACUCACUGGAUAACUCUUUUGUCAUCGACCAUGUUCCCACAUACGUCGACGGAAGCGUUUUCGUGGCGACAGGAGGCAGUGGCCAUGGUGCCAAGUUUCUCCCCGUUCUUGGCGAGCAUGCGGCCGACAUCUUACAAAACGGAGACCAGAGCACCUCGUUCAUGCGGUCUCAUUGGCGUUGGCGGGAGGGUAUCCGCCGAGGCAACGGUCUCGAGGAGGGGCCCAAUGGGCCGCGGAACAUCGGAAAAUAGGGGUCUUCGCCCUUUCUUUUACCUUGACGCCUUCCAUACCGUUCGUCGGUAAGAAAACGGUUGGAUUAUAGGUUCUAUGGGGCUCAAAUUUAUGCCGUCGCAACACCGCGAUAGCCCGAAACCAGAUUAGUCACAAGGCAGUAAUGACCUCUCUCUUGGCCAUAUCGUCACCUACUCUAGGUGUCAUCUUAUCACGUAGCCUUCUUCGGCUUCCUACAGUAUCGAGAGUAUUGGAUUCGUGG